CUUCCCCGGAUCCGGCGAGAUCCGCCUCCUCCACCUCUGUGUCGCGUCGUUCUGUAUGCAGUGCCACUGUUCUUCCGAGAUCUUCGCCGCAUCGUUCUUGCACGAUGCUCCCUUCCUCCUCCUUGCCCUCACCGGCCCCUUCAUCCCUCUUUCACGGCCCACUGGUUUUGCCACUGAUUUUCCUGCAGUGCUUCGUGAUGGUUGCCACUAGCAAGUGUUCCCCCCGUUUGUCCAUGGCAGCUCGUGUUACUGGAGCUGUAGAUGGAUUGGAUUGUUUUUUGGUUGCAACACUAUCUCUGCCAUGGUUAAUUUCGGGAAUAUUUUUAUUUUUUUAUUGUUUGCAGAUAUAUAAUUAUUUAAAAUACAUACAAUUGUUGAGUAGAUUUUAUUUCCAAACGUGUAGACAGUUAAAGCUUGACACUAUUAAUAAAUAGCAAUUCCUCGGUAUGACCAUCCAAACAUGAAUGGGAAUUGAUGUCUUCCUUGAAUUCCACGUAUCAAUUUAGUGGACAAACAAACAAUAGAAUUGAUAUUCUAGUCCAAUUCAGAUUCCUGGUUGAAUUGGUAUUCUAGACCAAUUCAAUUCUUUGGCCCCAAUAUCUACGUCCAAACGAAGCCCCAAAAUACAUUUACGUUUUUUUUUCUUGAGAGGCCCAAAAUGCAUUUACAGGCUGCAAGGAUUUUUUGGUUGAGAAACUAUAGCCCGUUCCGUCUAAUGAAUGGGCCACAUCUCACCUAUCCAGGCCCAUAAGCCAUGCGCCGCUUCCUUCCCUGCCUGUCCCCUUCCACAAUUCCUCCUGCUCCCUCAAACACGCCAUUCCAUUCCAAUCCGUCGCAAGGGAUCGUCGAACACUCCUCCUCCUCCUCCUCCUCCUCCUCGCCAAGAUGACAGAGACUCCAUUUUUGCCACGGGAGAGGCUUUUUAGAGAGCAACAGUAUUUCCAAAGUUUGAGCAAGUACACUCACCUGAAAGGGCGCCACGAUGUGAUCACCUCGGUUGGCAUCCCACUUGUGCUUGCUGCCUCCAGCUUGCUCAUGAUUGGUCGUGGUAUCUACAACAUGUCUCACGGGAUCGGGAAAAAGGAGUGAACUUCAGAAGGUUUGCUAUUAUUAUUCAGUACUUUGACAUGGGAGUGAUGCUUUGAAGGUUAUGAGUAUGUGACGUCUUUUCUAGUUGCAAAAAUAAUGCAGUCAAAGUUGCAUCCGGAUACAUUUCUAGUUCUCACUUUUGUUUCUUAUUGGAUACUUGAUGCCAGCAAAAUUGUUGCUGAAUUGGCAGUGACAAAACGAUGUUCAAGACAUAACCAUUGCUGCUAGUAUUUCUUUUUAGCGCAUUGAUCUCUUUCUGUCUGUUGUAUUCAUAUAAGCUUUUUAGCCGAUAAUUUUGCCUGUAUUCUGUUGAUUGGUGGUAUGAAAUCCAGUUCAAGCA
This is a messenger RNA of Brachypodium distachyon (stiff brome), 1429 nucleotides long. RefSeq lists its product as uncharacterized. Lineage: Eukaryota; Viridiplantae; Streptophyta; Magnoliopsida; Poales; Poaceae. The transcript has 3 exons. Bases 886 to 1089 code for a protein of 67 amino acids. The record is from RefSeq and is a predicted model, not a curated record.